UUUUUCUCUCUGUCUAAUCGAUUUGUGUCUUUUAUGAACUCUCUAAAUCGAGUUUUUCCUUCUUAUGCUUUGAUAUUUUCCCGGAAAAUGUAGGAAACAGGAAGAGAAAUUAAACCCAGAAAUUUGAAUUCCCUAUUGUUUUAGAAAGGAUAAACCCUGCUGUUUGAUGAUUCAUCUAGGAAUUUCUGUUCUGGUUUAGAAACCUUGUUAAGUUGUUCAAAAUUGUGUCUUUGAAGUGGUUGAUUUGCUUGCACCAUGAGAAGAGGUAGAGGAAAAGUAAUGAAGCAGGCUGUUGUUUCGUCUCAUGAAGAUCCCGGGAGCGGUGACGAAGAAAGAAUUCCGGCAAGUAAUAGAGGAGGGAGGCUGCAAAUCCAAUUCAAUGAUGAUAUCGAGGAAGGCGAAGCGGAGAAGAUUGAAGACGACGGUGAAGAUGUAAAUGGUUCGGUUCCUAUCAAGGGGAUGAAAAAUCCGCCUGCCAAGGAGAAUGGAAGGAAGCGGAAUAGGCCUACACAGGCGAAAGAGAAUGGGAUCGCAACGAAGUUAAGCACCGGUGAUUCGAUCAAACCUGUUGGAUAUCGACAAAACGGUAGCAGGCGCAAAAACAAACCUCGACGGGCAGCUGAAGCUGUUGUUGAGUGCAAGUGAAGAGGUUCCGGACAACCAUCCCUGAGGAUUCCACCUUCUGUUUUCAUGUCAAAAGUAGUUCUUGUUUGCUCUUGUAUGAGUUUAGUUGUUUCUUUUUGCCAUACUUGAUUAGUUUGUUGUCGUUUUGGGAUUCGAUAUCACUAAUGGAUGAUUUCGGAUCCGAGUUUGUAGAUGAGUUUACCAGUGCCUGUCUUGUAACAUUCCAUGGAUUUGGAAACCUGAAGAUGUU
Messenger RNA from Hibiscus syriacus, 874 nucleotides. RefSeq lists its product as uncharacterized. The transcript has 2 exons. Lineage: Eukaryota; Viridiplantae; Streptophyta; Magnoliopsida; Malvales; Malvaceae. The coding region runs from base 256 to 645 and encodes 129 amino acids. The record is from RefSeq and is a predicted model, not a curated record.